This is a messenger RNA of Aphidius gifuensis, 1164 nucleotides long. Its product is annotated as probable protein phosphatase 2C T23F11.1. NCBI's taxonomy places the organism in Eukaryota, Metazoa, Arthropoda, Insecta, Hymenoptera, Braconidae. Gene Ontology annotation, molecular function: cation binding; protein serine/threonine phosphatase activity. The record is from RefSeq and is a predicted model, not a curated record. Gene Ontology annotation, biological process: protein dephosphorylation. Bases 122 to 1156 code for a protein of 344 amino acids. The transcript has 3 exons.
GAGAAAAAAAAAUAUAUAAAAAAAAAAACUGGAGUACGAAAAACAUGUGUUUAUAAAUAGAAACUUCAGUUCAAUACUUCCUGAGCUUUUUCAACGAAAAGGAAAAUUACACACUUGAAAAAUGGGACAAACACUGAGUGAGCCAGUAACAACAAAAAUAUCAGCAACAUGUCGUGAUGAUAAUUAUUUAGUUGGAAGUUCAUGUAUGCAAGGAUGGCGUAUUAAAAUGGAAGAUUGUCAUGUACAUAUAUUAUCAUUACCAGAUGAUCCUGGUACAUCAUUUUUUGCUGUAUAUGAUGGUCAUGGUGGUGCAACAACAUCACAACAUGCUGGUAAACAUUUACAUGAAUAUAUUACAAAAACAGAUGAAUACAAAGAAGGUAAAAUAAUUGAAGCAAUGCAACAAGGAUUUUUACAAUUAGAUAAAGCAAUGCAAUCUGAUUCAGCAAUGAAAACAAUACGUUCUGGUACAACUGUUAUUGCAUGUCUUAUUAAAGAUAAUAUAUUAUAUUGUGCAAAUGCUGGUGAUAGUAGAGCUGUUGCAUGUGUUUGUGGUGAAGUUGUACCACUUAGUCGUGAUCAUAAACCAUCAUUAACUGAAGAAAGAACAAGAAUUGAAGCUGCUGGUGGUUGGGUACAAUUUAAUCGUGUUAAUGGUCAUCUUGCAUUAUCACGUGCACUUGGUGAUUUUAUGUUUAAAGAUAAUAAAUCUAAAAAUCAAGAAGAACAAAUUGUAACAGCAUUUCCAGAAGUACAAAAACAUAAUAUUACUGAAGAUUGGGAAUUUGUUAUAUUAGCAUGUGAUGGUAUAUGGGAUGUUAUGUCAAGUUCAGAAGUUAUUGAAUUUAUAAGAAAUUAUAUUGCAACAUUAAAAAAUUUUGAUAAACCAAUUUAUCCAGAUGAAAUAUGUGAAGAAUUAUUAGAUCAUUGUUUAGCACCAGAUGCAUUAAUGGGUACUGGUUGUGACAAUAUGACUGUUGUUCUUGUAUGUUUUUUACAUGGUAAACCAUCAACAUUCCUUGAACUACAAUGUCAACGUCCAUCAAAAGAUCAAUCACAAGGUACGGAGACACGAAGGGAAGAAAACAUAAUGUUUGAUGAUGAAGGAGGAGAAGAAGAAGAAGACGAAGAUGGAGAUGGAGAUGGAGAUGAUUGAAAUUUAAA